UAGGCACUCUGGCUCGAGCCACUCGAGUUCAAGCCAGCAGUCGUCGCGUUUCUGCCAAUUGCACGGUCGCACUUCCCUACACUUCACUUUCCCAGCAUGUAUCGCCUAGCGUGGAUUGCUGGAAUCGUCGCAGGCGUCGACGGUCUGCAAACCAGUGACGCUCCAGUCGCGCUUCACGGAAGCCGUGUGAUGACCGACAGCGUUUCCGCUCUUGACCCUGAGUUGACAAACAUCGCAGGGGAGAAGUUCCACGUCACCACGCCUGGAGAUUUCGUCAUGAUCGGAUUGCCGUCGUCUUGCAACCCAGAAGUUCCAGAUGCGUGCGAUUUGAUCUUCAAGGCAAGUUUUGACAAGCUGGAGAACGACAGCGAUUGCAACGACCUGAUGAUUCGCAAUCUGUCGAUUCAGGGUACAAAGCUCGCUAGCGGGGCAUCUGGCGUUACGAAAGUUGAUUUUUCUAUCCUCAGCGAUGUCGGCAACUCCUCAGACGCUCUCGGGUUCCAAAUCAACGACGAGUACAAGACCCCAGAGGAAUUUUCAAGUCAGCUGGCCUAUUGUACCGUCUCGCAGCAAAGGGGUUAUUUUCAGUGGCCUACCAAGAGGACUUAUCGCUUCCGCACAACGACCUACAAUGUAGAAUGCGGCUUGGACUUCGGGAACCAGGAGUUGAAGUUGCACUUCAGCACCGUCUGGCGGGGAACCUUGCUAGACACCGGCUUGCCCGUUUACGCGAACGACAUGUCGUUCAGUAUCUCGAACGUGGGAACGGACGCGAUUGGCCUCCUCGGCACGGACGACAAUUCGGCGGUGACGGCAGCAGUUGCGGGCUGCAACAAGAAACAGCCUGUGAGUGGGCCCUACCAGGUGAGGCACGGACCGAAGUUCCCGAAGCGCCACCACUGGCGCUGAGCGAUUGGGUAAUUCAGGCUUUUCGCCUGCUCCAGAAGGCGCACGGGCUCAGGUGGCGUGGCGAGCUUGUGCUGCGGAGUCGGACGGCCUCAUCCCUCACGGUCUUCCAGCUCCCUGCUUCUGCGCCUGCUCCUGUGGUUCCUCGUGCUGCUUCUCCUCCUCUCACUUCUCUUCCUCCCUUCCCCCUUCUCUCCGGGUAUCCUCGUCCUCCUUCCCCUCCUUCCUUCUCCUUGGAAGCAUUCUUCACAUGUAUCGC
Prorocentrum cordatum is the source of this 1165-nucleotide messenger RNA. NCBI's taxonomy places the organism in Eukaryota, Dinophyceae, Prorocentrales, Prorocentraceae. The record is from the annotation of a GenBank genome assembly.